UCAUGCUGCUGCCAGGUCCAGAGUCUCUCAUGGGUCCCUGUACGGCCUCCCAUUGCUGCUGUCUCCAUCGCCACACUCUGCCAUGUGCCACUUUCAGGUCUCCUCACACUGCUGGUGUGUUCCAUUUUUUGUCAUAGGGUGCUGGCAGAUUACGGGCCUCCCAUUGCUGCUGCCAGGCCCGUAAUCUGCCAUGGGCCCCUGUACCGCCUCCUCAUGCUGCUGCCAGGUCCAGAGUGUGUCAUGGGUCCCUGUACGGCCUCCCAUUGCUGCUGUCUCCAUCGCCACACUCUGCCAUGUGCCACUUUCAGGUCUCCUCACACUGCUGGUGGUUUCCAUUUUUGUCAUAGGGUGCUGUAUGGCCUCCCAUUGCUGCUGCCUCCACCGCCACACUGUGGCUCCACACUCUGGUUUUGGCCCCGUGACUGCCCAAAUGAGUGAAGUGUGCGGUGAUUCUAAGAUCGACGGCACUCAUCUGCAUGUCAUACUG
Molecule: messenger RNA, 487 nt
Organism: Staurois parvus
Lineage: Eukaryota; Metazoa; Chordata; Amphibia; Anura; Ranidae
Source: the annotation of a GenBank genome assembly